AUGAUCAUAGAAAGCCCCAAUUCCAGCCAGGGGAUUCAAUCGAGUGAGAACAAGAGCAUCCCGCUUGAUGGGUGUGGACCGAGGAUGAAAGAUCCGAAACAAGUAAGUACAUACAAGGACAGGUUGAUGUCAAAUGAUACGGGAUUUGUGUUGUCUCCAACAGAAAUUGUGCAGUUAGUGGCUGAGGAUUAUGGUUUGGAGGAGAUGGAGGAUGUGAAUCUGGAAGAGGAGGCUUUCUUCAAUCCAAAACCGGUAGUGGAAGUCUCCUUGGAGGAAUAUGAUCAGUGGUGUAAACCAUGGAAACUUUCUCUCAUCGUGAAGCUGCUUGGCAAGAGUCUGGGAUUUCGAGCGAUGGAGGCUUGGAUUCGGAGGACUUGGUCACGGAAUGGAGAUCUCAAAGUAAUUGACUUGACAGGUGAUUUCUUUUUAGUGAGAUUCAUGGAUGAAGGUGACUAUCGACAUGCCUUAUUUGAUGGUCCUUGGCAAGUUGCAGACCACUAUCUGUUGGUGCAGAGAUGGAGGCCCCUGUUCCAGCCUUCAAAUGAUUUUGUCCAAAAAAUUGCGGUUUGGGUGCGUAUUCCCGAACUUCCUGUGGAGUUGUAUACUAAUAAAUUUCUAUGGAGAGCUGGGAAAAAGAUAGGAACAAUGUUAAAGAUUGACCAGAAUACUUCCAUUCAUUCUAGAGGAAAAUUUGCACGUUUGUGCGUGGAAAUUGACCUGAGACGCAAACUGGUUCCAGCAAUCAAAGUAUUGGGUCACGAUUUCAAAGUGGAAUACGAAGGACUACAUUUAAUUUUCUUCGGUUGUGGCCGUUAUGGUCAUAGAGUUGAGCUAUGUUCGAAAGGAGGGGCAAGGAAGGAGAAUGUUCAACCACUAAGCACUGAUGGUGGUGGUCAAUCGGAAAAUGUUCCGAAGAACUCGGUUGUGAAAUCCACUAAUUUGGUGCCGGAACUUUCGAAUUCAGUUAAUCCAAUUACAAAUAAUGUGGGAAGGAAUAUUGGGGAGUCAGAUCUGAAUGAAGAUAUGGAAAAUAGGAACACCUUGAAUUCUUUUGGGCCUUGGAUGAUAGUUAAGAGGCCCCAAUGA
This is a messenger RNA of Arachis stenosperma, 1086 nucleotides long. RefSeq lists its product as uncharacterized. The record is from RefSeq and is a predicted model, not a curated record. The transcript has a single exon. Bases 1 to 1086 code for a protein of 361 amino acids. NCBI's taxonomy places the organism in Eukaryota, Viridiplantae, Streptophyta, Magnoliopsida, Fabales, Fabaceae.